UGAUAUGCAGCAAAAUUGCACUAUUACAUUGUCUGCUCAAACUAAAUAACAUCAAUCUAAUUUCUUGAAAGGAGUGUAAUUGUAUAUUUUCCUUUUUUACUUCAUUUUCUCAAUUUUUCAAGCUUACGAACUUUUCAGUUAACAAUUUUUUUUUAAUAAAAAAGCGAAAUUAUUUGACUCAAGAAAACUGAAACUAUCACCUUGUUAUGUCAUAUAUGACAUGCUUAUAGGUUAGUGUCAAAAUUUCUGUGUAUUUUCAUUAAACAUGUAUCUUCAUCAUCAUGUAAAAACCGUCGUGAAAACUGUAAAAAAGAACUUCACUACCUCGUCCAAAACAUUUGCAUUUAAUUUUCAAUCGACCAAUGAUUACAGCAAAAAUUUGGAUCUGGCCUAUAAUUCAUAUGAAACUACAAGUUAUCUACCAGAAGAUUCUAAACCAAUCCCUUUGGUGGUAUUACAUGGAUUUUUAGCAUCUAAAAAUAAUUGGAAUACCAUGUGCAAAAAGAUUCAUAAUAGUAGUAAAUCGAAAGUUAUUGCAAUAGAUGCCAGAAAUCACGGCGAUUCACCUCAUUCCAAAGAACAUACAUACGAUUGCUUGGCAACUGAUUUGAAAAGAUUUUUAGAAAAAAUGGAAUUGAAAAAAGUAAACCUAUUGGGACAUUCCAUGGGAGGUCGAACAGCCAUGCUGUUUGCUCUAAAAUAUCCUGAUUUAGUUGAAAGAUUAAUUGUAGCUGACGUGUCACCAGUUUCGACCAGUGAUUCGACCAAAAUAAUUCCCAAUGUCUUAAGUAGUUUAAAACGUAUACAUAUCCCUUCAAAUAAAUCUCUUCGUGAAGCUAAAAAAAUAAUAGGAGAAAAUUUAUACAACGUUAUUCGACACAAAUUAAUGCUGGCAUUACUACUCACUAAUCUUGUCCAAAAAAGUGAUGGAAGCUAUGGUUGGAGGUUUAAUACUAAAACACUAUUGGAUCAUUUUGAAGUAAUGUCUAAGUUUCCGGCUAUUUUUAAUUUGUCUUUUAAUGGACCCACAUUAUUUUUAGGAGGCGGAAAAUCAGAUCACAUUCAGAAAAGUGACUUUCCAAGAAUUCUAAAACUAUUUCCAAAUGCGGAGUUAAAAUAUAUAGAAGGAGCAGGUCACUGGUUACAUAGUGAAAAACCAGCAGAGUUUUUAUCAAUUACACUAGAGUUUCUCAAUAGACGUUUUGACGCCACCCAACUCAAGUCAUCUACGUCUAAUUAACUGUGAUAUGUUGCUAUGAUAUAUUCGUAUUGAACAAUAAAUUAAUAGAACAAA
Molecule: messenger RNA, 1294 nt
Organism: Diorhabda carinulata
Lineage: Eukaryota; Metazoa; Arthropoda; Insecta; Coleoptera; Chrysomelidae
Product: protein ABHD11-like
Exons: 5
Coding region: 266-1240 (324 amino acids)
Cellular component (GO): mitochondrion
Molecular function (GO): catalytic activity
Source: RefSeq, a predicted model, not a curated record